Molecule: messenger RNA, 2150 nt
Organism: Cryptococcus deneoformans JEC21
Lineage: Eukaryota; Fungi; Basidiomycota; Tremellomycetes; Tremellales; Cryptococcaceae
Product: expressed protein
Exons: 4
Coding region: 454-1893 (479 amino acids)
Source: RefSeq, a predicted model, not a curated record
GCACGAGUCAUCACCGUACCAAAAAUCUUCCUGCACUAUUAAUAUCUUUCACCUGCGAUAGUAUAAUAUAACACGCAUUAGCAGCGAGCCGCCCUCACUUGUCGAAUAUACCUGCAGGAAGCACCGUUCUCGUCUUUGAUACCCUUUCGACCACAGAUACGUCACCGCCGGCGGGCAAAAGCAGUUUCAACGCGUCAGGAGUAACGAGUCGAAGGACUGCCCAAAGGACCCCCUGUAUACUUUCAAGUCAGCAGAAACACCUCCUGCAGCGCCAUCCCAUCCGCCUUCCUCUUCCCCUGCAUUUUCACGCUUCAUUCAUAUACCCAACGGCCUUUCCUCACAAAUCCUCUCUCUUUUUCCACAAUAUUUUGUCUCCUCCUGCAAGUAUCCUAUCGGCAUCCCACAGGGACAUAGUACACCAUUCAACCGGCAACUACCAGCUACCACACCAUCAUGUCGGUGGUGCCCAAGUGCGACGAGACUGGCUGCACCGACAACGCCAUCAAGGUGAACAGCCGUUGCCGUUUCUGCAAACUGAGCUUUUGCUGGUCCCAUUUUGAGAACGAGACUUCUCAUCCCUGUUUGACCGCGUCGCACCCCGAAACAAAUAGGGACGGGUUCGAAUUCGAGAAGGAACCCGAGGUGUCUGAAAUCUUGCGGUACCUCGAUGUCCACGCUAUCAAACACGAAGUCGAGUCUAUAUUUCCUGGGCACAUUUGCAACUAUGUUGGCAAACCUCAAAUAUGGCAGGAGCUUCCACGUCUGUGUGGAAAUUACAAUUAUCAUAUCGUUUUGGGCUUUGCAGAUGGGCAACGGUGGGCUAUGCGGAUACGGUUAAAGCAGAAAAAAUACCUGCCCCCUCAGGCGCUGACGGCCAGCUUGGAGAGCGAGAUUGCUACAGCCCGGGCAUUAGAGGACGCAGGUUGUGCGGUACCGAGAACAUGGGAAAGACCUAAAGAUAGUCAAUUAUCCAAGUCCUUGGCAUAUUUCUAUCAAGAAUUCGUUCCUCAAGGUGACUGUACCAUAUAUACACUGUGGACAGAACCAUUUAACCAACAAACCAAGAUCUUCAUUCGAAAUUAUGCCAAAUUCAUGAUUGGCCUCGAAAAAGUCCACUUCAACCAAAUGGGCUCUCUCACCCUCACUGAAGACGGCGACGUUACUGUGGGACCCUUCAUCGAAAAGCGGACAACAAUUGACAAUCCUCCUUAUUUCCUCGGCCCGUUCCGUACUGCCAAAGAAGCUUAUCUUGCUAUCAUUGACGUAAGACUACAGCAAACGCUAAAUAGGUCUCGUUACAAACCUUCAAGAGAACUGUUACAUUACUUGGUAUUAUUAGAAGUACGGUCGUUGGUCAGUAAUUGUGCCGAGCUGGACAAGGGUCCGUGGUAUGUUCGCCAUAAUGAGGAUGACACAAACUGCAUACGGGUGACAAGUGGUGGGGCAAUCACUGGGAUCAUUGACUGGAAAUGGGCUACCCUCACGUCCAAAGGCGGUGCAUUCGCUGCCCCAUUCUGCUUUCCUGACGACAAGUACUCUGAAGGCCUAAACGCCCUCGGUGUCCGCGAGCUCGCCCUGAUUGAAGCUUAUAGAGAUCUAGGCCGACCCGAGUUGGCUGAUCUCGUUCGAACAGGUCGAAAAUACCACCGCCUAUUCGACGUCCUCUUCCGCGAAUGCGUAACCCUCACAACGCUCAACGCUCUCCGUCGAGCGUUCCUUGGGCUGCCUGAUGGGAAACAAGGGUUACCACAGACUUUGAAAGAGUGGAUACAGGUUGCGAAGCAGAAUUAUAGCACGGAUGAGCAUCUUGAGACGAUGCUCGCGAGGAGCGAAGAGUUUGUGAAGAACAGCAAUCAGUCCGCGAUGUACAGUGAGCAUUGGGGCUUGAAGUAGAUGGGAUGAGGAUCGCAGGACUGGAAAGGGGGGGGAGUUCAGUGGUGUGACAACGAUAAUGUUUAUGGGCUAGGAAACUUCUCACGACGGAGUUGAGUAACCAGCGGUCGGAGGUUGAAGGAGAUAGUUUGUUCCUUCACAUAUAAAUCUUUUCAUGAUCCGCAUGACUUUUAACGUAUAUAGUCUUAUUGUCACAUAUCACAUAUUAGAGCGUGGUCUACGCUCUUGCGACGUAUUAUAUGAAUCUUUCACUUUAC